AUGAACUCCGCCCAAGAUACGAAGCUCGCAAUCGCUAUGGCCAUUAUCGGCUACCAAUUCGUCGACACCAACUGGCUGUGGGAGUCUCUGCAGGCCGCCGGGUCCCCAGCCCAGGAAAUCGGUAUUCGAUAUGUAAAAGAGGGCAACAAGAUCUUGGCCAUAUAUGGAGAUCGCCUGCUCGGACAGUUCGUUGCGCAUGAAGGCAUCCUCCAGAACACCAUGCAGAGAAGUCGCGAGAUAGACGACCGCAUCAAGUACUGCGUCAACAAUGAGCGUUUGGCUCGAAUCUUCGAUGAAGUUGGUCUCGUGUCUUGCAUCAACCAGAACCCCUCUCAGGGAAUCCACCUCGGGCCCAGGACCAAGUCGGCCACCAUCGAGGCCAUCAUCGGCGCUGUCGCCAUGGACGGCGGACUCCAAGCGGCCCGAGAAGUCGCUCAACACUUGGGAGUCUAUACUCCACAAGAGACCGAACACUAA
Molecule: messenger RNA, 477 nt
Organism: Colletotrichum destructivum
Lineage: Eukaryota; Fungi; Ascomycota; Sordariomycetes; Glomerellales; Glomerellaceae
Product: Putative ribonuclease III domain-containing protein
Exons: 2
Coding region: 1-477 (158 amino acids)
Biological process (GO): RNA processing
Molecular function (GO): ribonuclease III activity
Source: RefSeq, a predicted model, not a curated record